GAAAAUUAUAAUUUUCUGGAUUAUUUUAGUAGAAUAAUACAGAUGUUAAAGAAUAUUAGGUAGUGUUAAAAAAAUAACCACUAUCAAGAUUAAACAUAUAAAUAUCUCAUAUGUAGGACGGUUCAAAUGCAUUUGCGCUAAAAUGCAUCUUUGGUGACGUGAGUAAUAUGAAUGUAACAAACGAAAGUAGGUGCGCUGCUAUUUGUAGACGUCGAGUACAGAUAAGUGACACAGUUAUAUUGAACCAGAAUAGUCUAAGAAAUAAUUAGAGCUAUAACGGUGCCCAAAACCAAUCGCGAUCUACUUUGGGUUCAUAAAUCAAACAGUGGCAUCAAAACUAAACCCAGGUAUUAAACGCUUUGAAAGCGGUGAUGAAACUUCGAGUGAAGUUAUUCUGUCUUACCAUUAAGGCGAGUUGUGUAUUAAACAGACAAAUGUGAAUUGUAUGAAGAGCAAUAAUGUCACGAAAUUUAAAUUUACUGGUACUGUGUAUUAUCUUGACGUAUUACAUUUCGUAUGUCCGAGGGGAAAGAGCUAUCGGAGCCAUUUUUGAAAACGGUACCAUUUUUAUGAAAGCUGCAUUUUUGGUAGCUAUACAAGAAGUAAAUAAGGAUCAAGAAGAUGCAUUUGAACCUAAUAUGGCCGAACCACCUGCUGGGGAUUUAUCAAGUGCAGAGACAGCUAUGUGCGGUCUUUUGGAGAGCAAUAUUUUUGGAAUAUUCGGUCCUCCUAACAGGAUUACUUUGGAACAUAUCCAAUCAAUAGCCGACUCUCUUGAAAUACCUCACAUCAUAACAUACCCUAUGGAAAAACAAGAUCGUAACUGGUUUGGAGUUAAUUUAUACCCGUACCAUAUUGCUUAUUCACAGGUAUUUACAGAAAUUAUCGAAGCGAAAGGUUGGGAUGAAUUCACAAUCAUAUAUGAAGGCGCCGAACUUUUGCCGUUCUUCGACAAUAUAUUGAACAUGCAGGAUUUAGAUUCAGGCGAUCGCAUCGUAUUAAAUGUAGUUCAGUUGCCAGAGGGUGAUGAUUUUAGGACACAAAUAAAACAAAUUAAAAUCUCUGGGUCAGUAAACUACAUAGUAGAUUGCAGUAUCGAGUCGUUACCACUUUUUUUAGAGCAAGCUCAGCAAGUUGGAAUCAUGUCUGACGAACACAGUUAUAUAAUUAUGAACCCUGAUUUUCAUAUUAUAGACGUAGAUCCGUAUAAACAUGGGGGAUCUAAUAUUACAGGAGUACGUUUCUUCGACAAAGAUUUAGAAAGUGUCCAAGAAUUUAAGAAAUCUAUAAUUGAAACAGCACGUCAACUAAAUGAAGAAGAAGAAUUAAGUGAUGAACUCCCAGAAGGUGGUUUAACCUUCGAAUUAGCUUUAAUUCGAGAUGCUGUUAUUCUAUACGCUUCUGCUAUAAACACCAUGGAACUGAAAGAAGGACCUCAAUUGGCUUGUGAUAAAGAUGAUACCUGGCCUGUAGGAUCUACUCUUGUAAAUCAUAUAAAAAAUAUGGAAUUUGACGGCAUGACAGGACUAGUGAAAUUUGAUGAAGAAGGAUUCCGGUCCGAUUUUGAAAUUGAUGUUAUAGAAUUAAUGGGACACGGCUUUGAUAAGGUUGCAAAGUGGACAGCAGAAGAUGGUUUAGUUGGAAGUAGAACAUUAAUACCAGUGACAGAACAAGAAGGUUCCGAAUCCAUGAAAGGGAAACACUUCAUUGUACUUACAGCCUUGAGUGCCCCUUAUGGAAUGCUUAAGGAAUCUUCUACCAAACUAGAAGGGAAUAAUCGCUACGAAGGUUUUGGUAUUGAACUGAUAGACGAAUUAGCGAAAAUGAACGAAUUUAACUAUACGUUUGAGAUUCAGGCAGAUGGUGUGUAUGGCUCGUUAGACAAGAAAACCAACAAAUGGAACGGCAUGAUGGAGAAAGUUAUGGACGGUAGAGUAGAUUUCGCAAUCACCGAUUUGACGAUAACAGCCGCUCGUCAGAAAGCAGUAGAUUUUACGAGUCCUUUUAUGAAUUUGGGAAUAACAAUACUUUAUAAGAAGCCAUCCAAGCAACCACCCGAUCUGUUUUCUUUUAUUUCACCGUUUUCUUAUGAGGUAUGGGGAUGGGUAGCAGGAGCGUAUUGUGGUGUGUCAGUGCUGAUAUUCAUAUUAGGGAGAAUGGCUCCAGAAGAAUGGCAGAAUCCAUAUCCAUGUAUAGAGGAACCUGAGACAUUAGAUAAUCAGUUUACUUUAGCGAAUUCUUUCUGGUUCACUCUAGGUAGUGUGUUAACUCAAGGUUCUGAGAUUGCCCCUAUAGCUGUGUCAACGCGGAUGGCUGGAAGUAUGUGGUGGUUCUUCACUCUGAUUAUGGUAUCUUCAUAUACAGCUAACCUUGCAGCAUUUCUCACAGUAGAAUCCAAAUUUUAUGCUAUCAAGAACGUUCAAGAUUUGGCUAGCAAUCCUUACUCGUUAACUUAUGGCGCUAAAGCCGAAGGAGCUACUUUCAGUUUCUUCAAGGAAUCUGACAACUUACUGUAUCAUAAAAUGUACGAAUAUAUGGAUUCUCACCCUGAGUAUAUGACUGCUAGUAAUGACGAGGGAUUAGACAGAGUGAAAUCGAAUGAUGAAAAUUAUGCAUUCUUAAUGGAGUCAACAUCAAUCGAAUAUAUGGUGGAAAGAAACUGUGACGUGGCUCAAGUGGGUGGUCUGCUCGAUAACAAAGGAUAUGGAAUUGCUAUGAAGAAAAAUUCUGAUUACCGUCAGCCAAUGAGUGAAUCCAUCCUUCAGCUUCAAGAAGAAGGUAAACUGACCAGGAUGAAAGACAAAUGGUGGAAGGAGAAACGUGGUGGCGGUGCUUGUGCUGAUGAUGAUGCAGGCAGUGGUGAUGCUCAACCCCUGGUGUUGGCGAAUGUUGGUGGUGUAUUCAUCGUGUUAGCAGCCGGAUCUGGCAUGGCCGUCCUUUGUGCUUUCUUAGAGAUGAUCUUCGACGUCUGGAUGAUCUCCAGGAAGGAAAAGGUAUCGUUUAGGGAAGAGUUGAUAGCGGAACUGAAGUUCGUACUAAGCUUCAGUGGAGACGUCAAACCAGUACGUCAUCGAGAAGAAUCUAGCAGUGGCUCUGGAGGUUCUAAGAAGGAAGAGGAAGAAGAAGAUGACAGAAACGAAGAUCCUGAUCCGGAAACUCCUGCGGAUGCAAUGGAUCCUAUACCGCCAACUCCUGGCUCUGAAAAGUCUCAUUCGCACCACACAGUGCACAGUAGAAGACAGAGUAAUGCCAUGGCGGGAAGUAGGAGACUAAGUAAUGUCACUGCUAGCAGAAGACCUAGCAAUGUCGCACAAAUGUCCAGAAAUCGCAAGUACAGUGGAAGGCACGUGAUUUGAUAACUUACAAUUAGUAGAAAAGUUCCUAUUCUGGUAUUUGCUUAAGUAAAGAAAAUACCCCCCUUGUAAAAAAAAUAAUAUUUUAUUGUAUAGGAAUAUAUUAUUUACAAAAGCUGCUUAUAAUAUUUUUGCAAAAAAAUAAUAUUUUGCAAAAUAAAUAAAUUUUGGC
Pectinophora gossypiella (pink bollworm) is the source of this 3525-nucleotide messenger RNA. Its product is annotated as glutamate receptor ionotropic, kainate 2-like. Bases 459 to 3356 code for a protein of 965 amino acids. Gene Ontology annotation, biological process: monoatomic ion transport; synaptic transmission, glutamatergic; modulation of chemical synaptic transmission. Gene Ontology annotation, molecular function: transmitter-gated monoatomic ion channel activity involved in regulation of postsynaptic membrane potential; glutamate-gated receptor activity. Gene Ontology annotation, cellular component: plasma membrane; postsynaptic membrane. The transcript is spliced from 17 exons. Lineage: Eukaryota; Metazoa; Arthropoda; Insecta; Lepidoptera; Gelechiidae. The record is from RefSeq and is a predicted model, not a curated record.